Cucurbita pepo subsp. pepo (vegetable marrow) is the source of this 617-nucleotide messenger RNA. Its product is annotated as Nucleotide excision repair, TFIIH, subunit TTDA. The record is from RefSeq and is a predicted model, not a curated record. NCBI's taxonomy places the organism in Eukaryota, Viridiplantae, Streptophyta, Magnoliopsida, Cucurbitales, Cucurbitaceae. Gene Ontology annotation, cellular component: transcription factor TFIIH core complex; transcription factor TFIIH holo complex. Gene Ontology annotation, biological process: transcription initiation at RNA polymerase II promoter; transcription by RNA polymerase II; nucleotide-excision repair.
UUUUUGAGUUGCAGUCCUUUGAGCGUUCCCGUACGGAUCUUCUUCUUCCUUCUUUUCUCCUCCGCUGAAGAACAACACACCGGGGCUUUCAGUUUUCGUUGCUUGCUGCUUCCUUUUGAGCGUGGACGUUUUGACAUCAUGGUUAAUGCCAUUAAAGGACUAUUCAUCUCCUGUGACAUACCUAUGGGACAAUUUAUCAUCAACUACAAUGCUUCCUUACCUGCAUCCCAUAGAUUUAUCAUCCAUAUUUUGGAUAAUACUCACAUGUUUGUGCAACCCAAUGUAGCUGAUAUGAUUCGAAGCGCCAUGUCUGAAUUUCGAGAUCAGAAUUCGUAUGAGAAACCUACUUGAACCCCUCUGCCCCUCACUGUGUUGGUAGUGAAGGACUUCGAAGUUAUAGAUUUUACUUCUAAAACUUAUCUUUCGUCCCAACUGUUUCACUUGUAUUACUGCAAUAUAUCUCAACAAACUUGAAGAUCUGGAAUGGUGGAGACUAUGAGCUGCCAGUAAUUCUCAACCUAAAAACGACUGAUUUUGUUUUCGUAAGAUAUUUGUGAAUAUUUAAUCAGUUUGUUCGAACUUCGACUAUUUUUAAAUAACAAUUGCUUGGCAUACUA